AUGGAUGCAUAUCCGCCCGCAUACGUCGUGCACAACCUCCCCUUCAUCGUGCUCUCGGGACUGGGCACGCAACCCGACCUCGAACCACGCCGCGCUUUCCACGAGCUCCUGCCCGGCCGCGCCGUCAGCGCCGUGACCUCUGACAUAGCCCAGCUUGCCAGCGACCGCGCGCAACAGCUGUUGGACGAGUUCCUGAGCUAUGACAACACACACACGCCAUGGGAGGCGCAUGGGCUGGACCGGAGGGACACCCUGGCCAAGUUCAGGAUGCGGGCAGUAGGGAGGAACUUUCAAUUGCCCCCCAAGAAGGCUGACGCGCCCACCACCUCGGAGACUUCCCCGCCAGGCAGUCCCACCAUAGCUGCUGCGACGUCGUGGAUCCUGCACUCGCCCAUCUCCCCGCUGUCACCACGCGCGCCCGUGUUUCCGGAUGGCGCCAUGACCCCAGUAUGGGUCGCCAAACACCAAGAUUACAUACCUUCCGUCUUUGUGUCAUUCUUCGAAUUCACCACCGACCCCAUCACCAACAGCCUCCACGACAACCACCUCAAGUCAGAGAUCAUCAAGGUCAAGGAGCAGAUACAGAGGUCGGGAUACAAAACCAGAUUUGCAGUAGUGCUGCUGAGCGACAAGUCUGUACUCGAAGCACCUGAUAUCGAUGAGCGCCUGAACAACAUACGCCGGAACACCGGAUUGGACCCCAAAACCCAGCUUUUCUUCCUUCCCCCCUCGUCGCUGGUCGAGCUUCGUUCCUUUGUCGCCAACGUCUUGACCACCUUGAAGCCAAUCAGCGUGGAGUACUACCGCGACCUCACAAAACGCGCAAGGCGGAAGAAAACUAGGAGCACCAUUCCGCCACCCACAGCGCCUCCCACCCGCGGCACAUCACAAGUACUGGGGUAUCCCGGCUGGGGUCUUCGGUAUGAGUUCAAGUUGGGUGUGUUUGCAGAGUUCCGACAAGAGAUGGAUGCGGCUCAACGACACUAUAACAUCGCGCUUGACAUACUGUUUGGGCCAGAGGGUAUAUUUGAGACCACUGCAAGCUGGUCGCCAAGAUGGGACGAAAUCCGCUUACUCGCCGAUACCAUAGCACUGAGGCAUGUCCGCUGCCAAAUCUCCAACAACUACCUCACCUCGGCCGCGCAAACCUGGCACAAGUACAAGACCAAGUUGAAAGACGUCCUUGAUAGACGCGGGAAAGGAACUUCAAACUACGGCUGGGAAGCAUGGGAGUCAACUUGGGCCCAGACAAUGGCUCAGCUCAUACAGCAAGCGGACCUGAGGGUCUUCAGGAUCACCGAUCCUCUACCAGAGUCAGAGCUCUUGCCCAGCGUAGAUAUGAACCCAGUCUACGCGCCGCCGGAAAAACAAUUCCCGACUGGGGAGCGUAUACCGCCCUGGGAACUCCUCCAUCACGCGGGCUACUGGUACAAAUCAGCUGCCGAACACGCAAAGAGGAGAUAUCUGCUAGCCAGAGAUAUGCCCGAAGAGGAUCGCACUCCUCCUGGCAUGUCACCCGCGACCAAGGUCUCGAACAGAAACCAAGUGUAUGAUCACUACCUCGUCCCUGAGCCUCAUUUGGAGUUCCCUCUUCAAGGCACUUCGGGAGGCUUCGAGCACUGGAAGGACAUCGUUGGAAAGCUCAAUGCUGCAAUAGAUGAGUUCAGAGCUCGACGCCAGGAACGAAAAGUUCACCAGCUGCAGCUCGAAGCUGCACGAACCCUGCUUCAUGUGAAAGAAUUCGACGAGGCCUUCAAAGUCUUACGACCAUUAUGGGAGAAUAUGGCAUGGCGGAAGGAAGGCUUUUGGAGCUUGGCCUCGGAGGUAGUUUGGGGUAUGCACGAAUGUGCCCUGCGUGUUCGGGACGUCGAAACAUAUAUAGCAACGGAGUGGGAACUCAACUCAUCUGUUCUCACAGGCAAAUCAAAGUACAAACAUGAUUUGAUGAACUGCCUCGCGCCGCUUCCUCGCGAUACUUCAGCUGGCAACACUGUUGUUAAUCUAGACACUGAGAACUACAUUUCAUGCUUAUCUUCGACCUUCACCUUUGAAAAGAACGAAGGCAACGUCGGCGAGCCGCUAACCGCUCAAAUUGCAAUCACGUCAUGGGCGAGACGAGGAUCCACACCUAUAACGCUGUCAAACGUCGCCUUUCAAUUUAAGGGAAGUCUUAGCGAAAUCCAACUAUCGCAUGUAGCAGGCGAAUCAGCCUCCAGCAGCGACUCGCGGCUCUUCGACUGCAGCCUUGAAGAACAGACCUCUUCCACCGAAAAACCACGAUGGGCAGGCAAUUCUGAUCUAACGUUCCAUCCGGGUCAAACAAAAGUAUUCAGUUUCCUGAUCACAUUCCGAGACUCAGGUGAAGUGGAAGUAAUGAGCUCCAAAUUCGACAUAGAAACAGAGCGCUUCGACCUCAUAGUAUCAACCAACGACCUGCCGUUCAACCUCUCGCCCAAAUGGUGGAUACCAUGGGGAAUAACCAUCAAACCACGGAAGCUGCAGACAGGCUCUGGGGCGACUGUGAAAGUGCUGCCCAAGCCUCCGAAGAUGGAGGUUCGCCUGCCCAAUGUGCGAGAGCAUUACUACACCGACGAGCCUGUCACCUUAGCCAUGGAAAUUUGGAACAGAGAAGAUGAGGACACCGAAGCUGUGCUCGAAGUCCGACUUCUCGGCCGCUCUAAAGAUUCCUUGGGCUACUCUUGGAUCCGCGACGUCGCGUCUCCUAUGAAAGAAGUCCCGCCGCCUAUUGACAACGACGACAUGGACCUCCCAGGGCACGUCGUCGGGCGCCUCGCCCAAGGCGAAAAGACCAUCGAAAAGAUCCGCUUUACGGCACCUUCCGACCCCGCCGACUACGCUCUCGAGGUCAAGGUCCUCUACCACCUACUCAGCGACCGCGACAUCCCCAUCUCCAAAAUCAUGAUCGCAGACAUCGUCUUCACAUCACCCUUUGAAACAAGCUACGAGCUCACGCCCCGCGUCCACCCCGAUCCCUGGCCGAGCUACUUCUCCCUCUCCUCCGCCCCCGGUGCCCCCUCCGACGCCUUCGGCAUAGCCCAGAAAUGGCAUCUCACCGCCAAAAUCGCCUCAUACGCAACCGAAAGCCUCGAACUCAAAGACCUCGCCGUAGAAACCCACGCCGUCCACGGCGGCGCCACGUGCUCCGUAACCCGCGACUUCGACUCCAUCCCCACCGCCGACGCCACCAUGCAUCCGCAAGCCCUGCACGCCCACAGCUUCACCAUCGACAUCCGCAAGACGAACCUCGAGGAGCGCCGCCCUACCGCCAUCGAUACCAGCCUGAACGUCCUCUGGCGCCGCGCAGGCCCACACGCAGACGCAGACGUAGACCCCGCUCCCACAGUUAUGACCACGAUCCCCAUCCCGCGCAUCCAGCUUCCCGGCGGUGAGCCCCGCGUCCUCGCGUCCGCCGCGCCGUCUCCCUCCAUCUCCUCCGCCAUCCACCUCACCUACACCCUCGAGAACCCCACUAUGCACUUCCUGACGUUUGAGCUAGCGAUGGAGGCGAGUGAGGAGUUUGGCUUCAGCGGCGCAAAGCUCAAGACGCUGCAGAUUUUGCCGAUGAGCAGGCAGGAGGUUAGUUAUGUGGUUGUGCCUGUGAAGAAGGAGGGAGCGGAGGGGGGUUGGUGGAUUACUCCAAAUUUGAGGGUCACGGAUCGGUACUUCAAUAAGACGUUGAAGGUGUUUGGGACGGAUGGGAUGAGGAUGGACAAAAAGGGGGUUGGGGUAUGGGUUCAAGCGGACGAGGCGGGAAAGGUAGUUGCGGCGUGAGAUGGUGAGAAGAUUGAAGUUGGGAAAGAGGGUUUCAGGUUGCAGUGGUAGCUUGGAUAGUGUGGUAGGGAGCAUAGGAGCUCUGAAGAGGUAGCAGCGCGCUGUGCGGCUCUGUGCUCAGUAUCUUUACUCUUCGUAGCCGCAUCAUAAUGCACCUACUCGAGAUUCC
Messenger RNA from Paraphaeosphaeria sporulosa, 3961 nucleotides. RefSeq lists its product as uncharacterized. Lineage: Eukaryota; Fungi; Ascomycota; Dothideomycetes; Pleosporales; Didymosphaeriaceae. The record is from RefSeq and is a predicted model, not a curated record. The transcript is spliced from 4 exons. Bases 1 to 3792 code for a protein of 1263 amino acids.